AUGUCUUCCGUCAAGUCCACCAUCGCCCUCGUUGGCGCCUUCGCCGCUAGCGCUCUCGCCCACGGCACCGUCACUGGUUUCAAGUUCGACGGCGCCUACGAGGCCGGCUACAAGCUCGACUACUACUACCUCAAGCAGAACGGAGGCACUCCCCCCUCCAUUUCUGCCUGGUCCGCCGAGAACCUCGACAACGGCUUCGUUGACGGCACCGGUUACGCUUCCGCCGACAUCAACUGCCACAAGAACGGUGCUCCUGGUGCCGUCGCCUCCACCGUUGCUGCCGGUGGCACCGUCGACUUUGAGUGGUCCGCCUGGCCCGAGUCUCACUUCGGUCCCGUCCUCACCUACGCCGCAAAGGUCGACGGUGACGACUGGGCCUCCGUCGACAAGACCACCCUCAAGUGGGUCAAGAUUGACGAGUCUGGCAUUGAUAUCGCCACCCAGGAGUGGGCUGCCACCAAGCUCAUUGCCAACAACAACACCUGGUCCACCACCAUCCCCUCCGACCUCGCCGCCGGCAACUACGUUCUCCGUCACGAGAUCAUUGCCAUGCACGGUGCUGGCUCCCUGAACGGUGCCCAGAACUACCCCCAGUGUGUCAACGUCAAGAUCACUGGCUCAGGUACCGCCAACCCCGAGGGAACCCUCGGCACUGAGCUGUACAAGAACACCGACGCUGGUAUCCAGUUCAACCCCUACGGCACUAUCUCCAGCUACACCAUCCCCGGCCCUGCCCUGUACGGCUCCGGCUCCGGCUCUGGUUCUGGCUCCGGCUCCGGCUCUGGAUCUGGCUCCAACAGCACCACCCCCGCCACCCCCUCUGCUCCCUCCACCACCGCCCCGUCUGCCACCCCCGCCGUCUCCGGCGCUGCUGACGAUGCCUGCGCCAAGAAGGCUCGCCGCCACGCUCGCUCUUUCCGCCUCCGCCACUAA
Messenger RNA from Colletotrichum fioriniae, 933 nucleotides. RefSeq lists its product as uncharacterized. The record is from RefSeq and is a predicted model, not a curated record. NCBI's taxonomy places the organism in Eukaryota, Fungi, Ascomycota, Sordariomycetes, Glomerellales, Glomerellaceae.